This is a messenger RNA of Punica granatum (pomegranate), 1739 nucleotides long. Lineage: Eukaryota; Viridiplantae; Streptophyta; Magnoliopsida; Myrtales; Lythraceae. The record is from RefSeq and is a predicted model, not a curated record.
AACAAUUCCUUCUCUUGUCUGCUAUUGCUCAUCUUUUUUUGUACAUAAAUAAAGUGUGUCAAUGGCAGAGCACUGAGAUUCUCCACCACCACUCCACAGACAGAGAGAUUACCCCCCUCCCCCCCUUCCUCAUCUUCCUCCCCUCCACUCUUUCCCCGCGGACAUAGUACAGAGCAUAACACAGACCCAAAAGAACAGAGGAGAAAGAGGGGGGAAAUAAAGGGGGGAAACUUUGAGGGGUUCGUGCUUUGUUGUAAGUGUGGCGGUGGGAAUGAUCCUCAUCAUUCUUCAUCUUCUUCUCAUUCAUAUAUCCUCGAUUCAUCCAAGCUAUUGACAUUUGACACGAACCCAGCAAGUUCUUCCAUGUUGGUACUUACCCAGUUGAAGAAGCAUUCGAUUCGAUUUGCUAUUGCUGCUGAGGAUUGCUGAAGCCAAACGGCACAGGAAUUUGAAUAAAUAAAUCCACAUGGGUGCUCUGUUCUUCUUCCUCUGCCGCGGUGUCCAUUCCUUCACUUUGCUAUUGGGACUUGGCUCCGCUCUUUUACUCAUCACCACUUGCAGAGGUGCCACAUUCACGUUCGUGAACAAGUGCGACUCCACGGUGUGGCCGGGGAUACUGUCCAGUGCGGGCAGCCCGAAGCUGGGCAGCACUGGGUUCGAGCUCAAGAAGGGAGGCUCCCGGUCCUUCCAGGCCCCGACAGGGUGGUCGGGACGCUUCUGGGGCCGAAGCGGCUGUGAUUUCGAUGGUUCGGGCCAGGGGUCGUGCUCCACUGGGGACUGCGGCUCUGGUGAGGUUGAGUGCAAUGGUUCCGGUGCCACCCCUCCGGCCACCCUCGCCGAGUUCACCCUCGGCUCCGGCUCUCAGGACUUCUACGACGUCAGCCUUGUUGAUGGCUAUAACUUGCCGAUGAUCGUCGAAGGCACGGGCGGUUCAGGAAGUUGUGCAACUACCGGAUGUGUAACGGACUUGAACCGGCAGUGUCCGGAGGAGCUGAGGUCGGGGGAUGGGACUGCAUGUAAGAGCGCUUGCGAGGCUUUCGGGAGUCCCGAGUACUGCUGCAGCGGUGCCUACAACAAUCCAUCCUCUUGCAGGCCCUCCCCCUACUCCCAGAUCUUCAAGGCUGCUUGCCCCAAGUCUUACAGCUUCGCCUAUGACGAUGCCACGAGCACCUUCACGUGUAGCGGGGCCGACUAUACCAUCACGUUCUGCCCCAGCUCAACGAGCUUGAAAUCUUCGACGGAUUCCCCUCCUCCUCCUCCGAAAUUAACUGGGACGGCAAAUGACGACGACUCGCCAAGGACGGAAUCGGAAUCCGGGACAGACUCUACCCCGAUCCAAGAUUCCGCAUAUGCCACUUCGUGGCUUGCCAGUCUGGCCACAGGUGACUCCACCAGACUCCCUCGGCCUCCGCUGGCCACUCAACUAACGGUCUCCUUAUUCCUCCUCUUGGUCUCCCGAGAAAUUCUUAGGUGAUCCUUCCUGGCAUUUCCGAGGCAGAGAGCAAACAGAGGAAAUGAUCUAAGAAAUAUGUUAGGAGGGCACUAAUUCAUUGUCUAAUAUGGCAAAAUCCAACCACAGAUUGUAGGAAAGAAACAUGUCUCAGUUGCCCAAAUUCUGCAUAAUUAAUGAAUGAUGAAUACAAGAAUGUAAUGUUCCUCGAAAGCACUGAAAGUUGUUUUCUUGGCCCCUCUUGACAGCAUUGCCUUGUCUGUCUAUGCCUUAAAUUAUUGGUUUGCUA